Molecule: messenger RNA, 1452 nt
Organism: Effrenium voratum
Lineage: Eukaryota; Dinophyceae; Suessiales; Symbiodiniaceae
Source: the annotation of a GenBank genome assembly
CGGCCAAUUUCGCUGGAUCGGAAGUGAGACACAGAGCUCUUCACCCAGCCGGGUGUCAUGGCGGGGGUUCCUUGGAACCCGCGGCGCGGGCAUGUGGUGGAGCGCAUGGUCUCCAUGCCCACCCGGCGGGCCGCGGCCGCGGCGCCGGUGGUGACAACGGCGACGGCGAAAGCGCGCCCCGUGCCAGUGCAUGGGGGCUUUGCCACACCCAGCUCGCCCUCGCGCGCGAAGGCGCUCGCGGCCCGGGCGCCGUACCCAAACGGGGCGCCUGUGGUGAUGACCUCGGCUGGUAGCCCGCGGAUGCAGCCGCGAGGCAUGCGCGGGGAAUUGCGAGGCCCGCCGGAGACCCGGGCCUCGGUGCGGCCGGUGUGGCGCACCGGCACCUCGCCAGGCAGGAGCCACAGCGCCGAUGCGCUGCCACCUGGCCCGCAAGCCGCAGCCGCCGCUGGCUACCCGCGGCGGCGCGAGUCCCCGCGAGGGGCGGAAGCUACCGCCGCCCGCGCGAGGGAGCGCGAGAGGGAAGACCCGCUGUCGAGGACCCAUGGCUCAGGCGUGGACCUGCUGGCUGAGGCGCUGAAAGCGGCGCCCCUGCAUUGGGGAGGCUCAGGCGCGCCGCCGAGCUCCGAGCCUCGGAUCAGCCGCUGCGUGAGCGCCAAGACCAGGCCGAAGCGCAGCCCUCAACGCCAGGUCUCAGGCCGCUCCUCCCAAGAGCUCAUCUCUCCUCGCGCCGCGACGCGCGGCAUCUCUGGCAGCGUCUCCGAGCGGCGGUCCGAGCGGGCGGAAAGCGCUUCGCUGGAGCGAUGCCCCAUGCCGGAGUCCCCGCGCGACCAGAUGCGCGGCUUCUCGCCAGGCGAGAGCCCCGACGGUCCGCGAGGCUUGGAGCAGGCGCUGCUGGACCGCAUCGCCGCUCUGGAGGCCCAGGUCAUCGACCGCAAGGGCCUGCUCCAGAAGAUCAGCAAGCAGCAGGAGCAGCUCGACCGGCUGGAGAGCCUGGCGAAGGAGAACGCCAUGCUCAAGGCGCAGGUGGCGCGGAAGCCCUCCGCGACGGCGCUGGGAGCUGCGGUGUCCACGGGACGAAGCGCCGCAGGUCGACGUUGGGCUGAGCCAAACGGCCUGACGCUGACGCCGCGCCGCACGGUGUCGCCCAAGGCCGAUGGCCGAGUGGCCCGAUGUGGCUCCGGGGAUCUCCGGAAGCCUCCGGCCUCGCCCCAGGCGGCGCUUUCUGCUGGCCAGCUCGUGACGGCGAUGAAGGCCUCCGGCCUGGAGAGCCGCCUGGAGGAGUUGGAGGCGGCGCUGGGCCUGGUGCUGGAGGAGAGAUGACCUCCGUCGCAAGGCGCGGGCCGGAAGUGCCCGCCCGUAAUUCGUGCAGGCCAGCGCCAAGCACCCCGAACUCGGCCCCGCGAUCGAAGACGCGGCUCCGAGAAGUCGAGGGAAGGUCGCUGGCAAACGGGG